AUGCCUAUUACCACCGCCGCUCAGAUUCCCGCACAAGCGGCUCUACCCGUCAGACCCAAGAUUCGGAUGACUGAGCCGGAUGCAAGUUCGGUUGUUGUUCAGGAUGAUAUCAAGACCACCUCGAAAGACCACAAUACCCUAUACAGAGGACGGGCUUAUAUCUGCAACGAGCCUGAUCCCGUCACAGCUUCCAUCACGAUCCUCGUUCAGAGCGACGCAAUGGAUGACAAAAAAUAUUCAUUGGCUCAGUGGACUGACUAUCUUCAUAUGGAGAAGUGUCUCAUCGCUUGUUUCGAGGUCGAGCUAGGAGUGUCCACUGCUCAUUGCCUCGAAUUCGAAUCUUCCGGUGCAAUGGCCAAGUUUGCCGAGAAGUACAAGGCAUUUUUGGACGAUCGCAACAAGAAAGACAGUUCACAGCUACUCACGGGUCCUAAGGAGGAGCAAGAUUUGCCUACUCCUAGCGAAGUCAUUGAAGCAAUAAACACUUCACCACAGAUCACACAUCCCGAACCAGAUAAACCGCAUGCCGUUCCAUCUCCCGUAGAUAAGUCGAAGGCCACUAAUUCACCGGCCAUGCAGAAACCUAAACCCGCUGUUGCGGCGGUCGUUAAUGUUCCCACAAAACCUCAGAGCCGUGAUGCGCAUUUACAAGCAGCCUGGCAGAAAAACCAGGCCAUUGUGUACAGCGAGCGGAAAGCACAGACAGAUGCAGGGAAGCCGGCUGUGCCUGAGAUGUCCAAGUCUGCUAUUCAGAUUAGCAAUCAGAGCAAACCUCAACUCGCGAUUGCCAAGGAAAACAUCGAAGAUGUCAAUAUAACACAGACCAACCAACAUGAAUAUAAUCCUUUAUCGAAGAGUGAGCAGGCUAUGACAGGCCAGGUCAAAGAAGCUCAAGAGCUCACGCCAGCCUCUCCACCGAAAGAAGUCGACAUGUCUGAGACAAACCAAUUUCUAGAACCCCCAGUUGUCGAUCAGUCUGACGGUGAUGAAGAGAAUACUCUUCGCGAGUAUCUGCUUCGUUUGCGGGACAACGUGAAAGAUCUUGCAAAGACGAAGGGACUCGACAGUGCUGUCGAUCUAGACGAGGUUUUCCGUACCGUAGUCGAGACUUUUGUAUCUCAGACCAGCGGGUACUACAACCAACUUGACAAAGAAGGAAAGAAGGAUGUCGUGCAGGCGUACUGUGAUCUUGCUAUGAAGCCAAAGGCUCGACGCCGGUCAUACUCGCCGGAGCAACUGCUGGAUAUGCGAGAUUCGGCACAGCCACCGUCCGAGUCUGAUAUGCAUUUCGUUCCUCCCUCUCCAAAGACGACAGUCUCUACCGCUCUUGAUCAAGAAGGCGGCUGCCAAUGCAGCAUGGUUGAUGGGUUCUUCUAA
Phaeoacremonium minimum UCRPA7 is the source of this 1377-nucleotide messenger RNA. RefSeq lists its product as hypothetical. The record is from RefSeq and is a predicted model, not a curated record. The transcript has 2 exons. The coding region runs from base 1 to 1377 and encodes 458 amino acids. Lineage: Eukaryota; Fungi; Ascomycota; Sordariomycetes; Togniniales; Togniniaceae.